GGGAACCACAAUCAAAAGAAGAGGAUACAGACAUGACAUGACAACAAGUAAUUGAGUCAUCAAGCCUGAUAUCAUACGGACUCGAUUGACCACAGCGUAUCGCACCACCGGCGUGGCCGGAAAUCAAGUCCUGGCCCCCAACGUAACCCAAUUGGGGCGAUGAGGGCCACUAAGUCGCAUUCAGCCGCCGUGCAAACUGUAAAUCGGAACGGCGCCACCCAUAAUCUUCGCAUAAGGUCCAUGAGGUGACCAGGUUGGGAUUCGUUCUGCGAUUCUAGCCAUGUGAAGAAUUGGACCUACAAGAGGACCGACGACUAUCAUGGGGUUGGGUAUUCUUGAAGAUAAGGUCCUGGACCAUGUACCAGGUACGACGCGUUACUUCGACGACCCGGACCGACCGCAGACCGCCGACACGUUAGAUGCGGCGCGGGGCUUGAAGUGCGACACGAGCGGAUCGGCGCCGAUAGUACUGCACCCGCAACCCUCCGACGAUCCCAACGAUCCCCUCAACUGGCCGCUCUGGCGCCGUGAUGUGAUCACGCUCAUCCUCUCGCUCACGGCCAUCUUCGCGACAGCACUGGGUCCCAUCCUCGCUGCCAACACGCUGACUUUAUCGCUAUGGUUUGGGCUCGACUUCACGCGCAUUGCGCUGCUGACGGGGUAUUUUUUGCUGGGCGUGGGGUUCGCGGGAUUCUUUUUCGUGCCGAGCGGGAGGAUAUGGGGUAAAAGGCAUCUUUUUAUAUUGGGGACGCUCAUAACGAUCGGGUCGAGCGCGUGGGGAGGCGCCGUGGGGAAGAAUUACACAAGUUUCCUGUGGUCGCGGAUUAUACAAGGGGUCGGGACGGCCCCGUUUGAAAGUUUGGUGAAUGCCGCGGUGGGGGAUCUGUAUUUCGUCCAUGAACGAGGCAAGCGCAUGGCCUUUACCAACUUGGCUGUGUUCGGGGGCGCCUUUUUCACGCCCGUCCUGGUUGGCAAGAUCACGCACACCAUCGGAUGGUGGUGGACCUUCUACCUCGUCUCCAUCUUCCUGGCCGUCUGCCUUGUGGCCCUGGUCCUGUUCUGCCCCGAAACGGCGUUCCGUCGCGAUGCCGCUCUGAACACCGACAUGGGCACCGCCGCUACAACGUCAGGACACAACGGAAGUUCCGACGAUCUGAAGAAACAGGAUGCCACCUCGAACACCAACCCGUCAUCGAUAACAACGAACGGCACCCACGUCGACUAUAAGAAAAAGACCUUCGUCCAAUCCCUCGCGCUCUUCGACGGGCGCAAAACCGAUGAUAGUUUCUUCCGGCUGCUCUUCCGGCCCCUCCCCCUAUUCGUCCAACCCGCCUUCCUGUGGGCUUGCCUUAUCCAAGGCACCAUGAUUGGCUGGACUGUCUUCAUCGGUGUCGUCCUCGCCGCCAUCUUCCUAGGCCCGCCCCUAUUCUGGAACGAAGUCUCCACAGGGUACGCCUACUUGGGACCCUUUGUCGGCGCCCUCCUCGGCUUUGCCAUCGCGGGCGGCCUCGCCGACUGGAGUGCGAAGUACCUCACGCGCCGCAACGGCGGCGUCUACGAGCCAGAGUUCCGCAUUUUGUUGGUCAUCCCGCAGCUCGUGUUUGGCUGCAUGGGCCUGUAUGGCUUCGCGGUCACGAGUCAGGGGACGCUGACGGGCGCAAAUCAUUGGGUUGUGCCCAUUAUGUUUUUCGGGUUCGAGGUCUGUGGCAUGGUUAUCGGGGCUGUGGCUAGCUCGCUGUACAUUGUUGAUGCGUACCGCGACCUGGCGGUCGAGGGGUUCACGUGUUUGAUUAUUUUCAAGAAUAUGUUCAGUUUUGGGCUGACAUUCAAGGCUUAUGAGUGGCUGGUGUAUGGUGGUAUUGAGGAGACGUUUCAUGUGUUGGCUUCCGUGCAGGUUGUGGUUUGUUUGCUGAGUAUUCCUAUGUAUAUUUACGGGAAGCGCAACCGGAGUUUUUUCUAUCGUCAUGAUAUCAUUGCCAUGACGGUUGACAGGUCCUCUGAUUGGUUGAACAAGGUAUUUCAUCGGAAGAAGUAAUAGUAGGUACAGGUUGGACAGCGCACCCAGUUUCAAAAUGCUUAGCGGAACCACUUAUCAAGUCGGGUUCAGUUUGUGUAAUGGUGUACACAUGACCACGAUCCUUACGGCUAUGGGAGAACAGCUGUACAAAUGAACA
This is a messenger RNA of Pseudomassariella vexata, 2174 nucleotides long. RefSeq names its product major facilitator superfamily transporter. The coding region runs from base 320 to 2035 and encodes 571 amino acids. Gene Ontology annotation, molecular function: transmembrane transporter activity. Gene Ontology annotation, biological process: transmembrane transport. The record is from RefSeq and is a predicted model, not a curated record. Lineage: Eukaryota; Fungi; Ascomycota; Sordariomycetes; Amphisphaeriales; Pseudomassariaceae. The transcript is spliced from 5 exons.